Messenger RNA from Arabis nemorensis, 336 nucleotides. The record is from the annotation of a GenBank genome assembly. NCBI's taxonomy places the organism in Eukaryota, Viridiplantae, Streptophyta, Magnoliopsida, Brassicales, Brassicaceae.
AUGGCCUUGAAAUUCUCUCAAAUUCUAUUCAUAGUUCUCUGGCUCUCUCUCUUCUUCCUCCUCCUCCACCACUUGUACUCUUUCAACCUCCACCGUCUCUACGCUCUAAACGCGGCGAAGCCAUCAAUAUCGAAGCACCACCACCACACCAUUAGUAGAUUAGUAAGCAGAAAAGCUCUCUCCCACAAAUUUGACUUCACUCCUUUCCAAAACCGAGAGAACAACCGCCAUGGCCACCGUCUUUCCGACGAGAAACACGGCGGCGAUGAAAUCGAUCCUCGUUAUGGAGUGGAGAAACGCCGUGUUCCUUCAGGACCUAAUCCGUUGCACCAUUGA